This is a messenger RNA of Rhipicephalus microplus (southern cattle tick), 2875 nucleotides long. Its product is annotated as tumor protein p63-regulated gene 1-like protein. Lineage: Eukaryota; Metazoa; Arthropoda; Arachnida; Ixodida; Ixodidae. Gene Ontology annotation, cellular component: cytoplasm. The record is from RefSeq and is a predicted model, not a curated record.
CAAUUCAAGGCCCGUCUGCACGCAAUGGCUGGACUGGGGUUGCCGAAAUUCAGCCGAAAUGCAAACACCGUCCCGAGUCCAGGUGAUCUGAGCGACGUGGAACGUCUGGAGGACUUCCAGGAAGCGGACUUCAGAGGCAUGACGCUCUCGCUGAGUCAAGAAACGACCGACGCCGUAUCUCCGAUGCAGCCACCGGCAGACCAGCGCGGCGUCGAUGUUUCGUGCCUGGGCUCCAGCCGUUGUCGAGCAGACGCAGGCAGCCUGAAUGGGAAUUCUGGUAGCGCCGCUGAAAAUGUAUCCACCGCAUCAUCGUCGAGCAUUGCGCGGCAGUUUUCACGAGAGCUGUCAGAGGAAGAGACCAAGGAAUACUUCUCAGUGCGGGAAGGUGCCGUGGAGAAAGCAGCGGAGCAGUGUAGCCCAGUGCUUAUGAAACACCUUGACGGCGAGCUCAGGGGUGUCUGGCUGCUAACAGAAAUUGAUCACUGGGACACGGAGAAGGAGCGGCUGCUCUUCUUGACUGACUACAGCCUGAUCGUGCUCAAGUACGACUUCAUCACCCUCAAAUUGCUUGAGUACCGGCGGCUACACCUCAAGACUUUCGACGUGGUGCAAGUGGGCCUGCUCACGUAUCCCAACAAGUCAUUGAUGCCCCCUCGCAACCAGGAAGGUGUUCGUUGCAUCUGGGACCAAGGCAGCCAACUGCCUGUCCUCAAGGAAUGGAACCCGUGGUGUCGCGAGAUUCCCUGGGUGACGUUCACAUCUCACCACCUGCGAACCACCUCGAUGGGCGCUCCCACCACUGAUGUGGGCCUCUUCUCGCGCGCCCUGGCCGAGGCAGUGACGCAGCUGGAUGUCCCGCAGGCUCCUCCUGCGUCACUGGUGCGCUGCACCCCAUGCCGCGUCCUGUAUGAGCCCAUCGUCGUGUGCAGCUACCUGGGCGUGGCCGCGGCCUUCCACAACACCACCCAGCUGGGCUUCUUCAAGGCGCGCGGAAAGGUCAGCUUCUAAGCUCGGCCCCUUUUAUCUGCUCGGCCGUUCUCUGCUCUGCCUGCGUGGCCGGCGGAGCAGUGCCAUCACAUUCGACGGCAUGAAUGAAGGUGUGGAUAAUGGCUGCUGAGUGAGUGAAUGGAACUUUGUGUGUCAAGCCAUCACACCGCAUGGGAAUCUGAGCAUCUGAGUUUGGCCUCCAGUUGAGGGCAGUUUGCCAAACAGCUGUGCAGUGAAAGUGAACUCUGAUCACAUUCAAGCUGUUGAUGGUGAAACAAACUCCAUGCUGAGGUUUUCAGAAGGCAAGGAACUCUACAGAAGACAAGGAACAGUUGGUACUACAUUAGCAACAGUGUUCUUAAAGAACAAACAAUGACAGGACAGCAGAACAGGGGCUGAUCGACGCUUUGACCAUCAGAGUUUCUUGAUUCAUUACUGCGAAUUGAGAAGUUUACAAGAAGUUAUCACUACUGGAUAUCAAACAACCCACAAUAGGAUUGUCAAGAUUGUAGGAGCAGGUAGACAAAAAUUUAGUAGUGAUCUCCAGCGAUUCUCUCUGACUUGGUGUCUUGACAAUUCGAGGAUUUCAAGUGCCCUUCGCAAAAGGAAUGGGAUCAACCAGUGGGGACCAUCGGCAAGUGUUUUAUGUGUGUGCUAGACUGUGAAAGGGAUGAUAGUCGUCUUGCAGUCUCUUUGAAUUACCCGUCUACAUGGGAAGAUGUGGAGAUUAGGCUUGUGCGAAUAGUGAAUUUUAGGUUCAAAGCGAAGUCGAAAUGAAUAGCGAUUUCGGUCGAAUAAUUUCGAAUUGGAUUCGUAUAGUAAAUGCCACAUGUUAUAAAAGAAAAUGGGCAUACUUGUAACGACGUAACUUGCACACUAUAUAAAUUUUUAAAACUGAAAUGAGGCCUGUGCAAAUGGCCUUUUUUUUGUUCAAAGAAAGGGUAAAUAACUUUAAGUAGUAGCUGGAUUUCACUUUUGGUAGAAUGCAAGUGAUAACCUGUAAAAUGUGGAUCUUUUUAAUAUUCACUAUACUUGGAGCAUAUAAGCCGAUAUAACUAGCUCUUAAAUGUAAGGGUGAUAUAUUAAUUUAAUCUUGAAUUAAGGACUUUGCAGCAGUGUGCAUUUCCAAUUAAUAGGUGCUUUCAUGGCUUGGCACUUUUUUAUUGCAGUGAAACCAUCUUUACAAGAAGUUACUUGCAGAUUAAUAUACAUUCAAAUACAUGCUUUCACGGUUCAGCACCCCCUCCCCCCCCCCACUUCAGUGAAACCACUUUUACUGAGGUUACACAUGGAAGAUACACCUGUUCGUUUACUUACCAUAAUACUUUUAAGUUUUUAAUAAAUUAAAUUUAAUUUGAAGCAAGUUUGAACACUGAGCUUUAUUCGAAUAUUUCAAGCAUUUAAAUAUUCACACAAGGCUAGUUUGAAUACAUUCAUGUUGAAAUCUAAACAGACUGAAGCAUAUAGAUAUGUGCAACUUGCUGGGGAAUCUGUACGUAUCAAGCGUGGUCUAAUUGAGGCUAAAGUGGUAGCAAUGAUUCGAUGAUGGAAGUUUAGGUGAAAAUUUUGUGUGAUGGAAAUGACUAAAACUGCUCUGCCCAAGUCGGCCCGAAUGAUUACCUUCAGGUUGUGUUUCUUUUUAUUAUUGAAAAAGCGGGAACUGCCGUGUACCGUGCACGUGUUAUCAUUUGCGAAGCCACUUCUCAUUUCUCUGAUUUCUGAGUUCUCUGAUUGACGGUUGAGUGAACCUAAUUCGGCUAAUGCAAAGUAGCUUGUGUCGUUACAGGCAGGGUUGUGUGAAUUGAUGCUAUGCCAGAGGACUGUGGUACUGUAUUUUUGCGCGUAUAACCCGCCCCUGCAUAAAAUCCGCACCGCCACUUUCAGCUCA